Messenger RNA from Capsicum annuum, 2542 nucleotides. Its product is annotated as protein LSM14 homolog A-A. Gene Ontology annotation, molecular function: mRNA binding. Lineage: Eukaryota; Viridiplantae; Streptophyta; Magnoliopsida; Solanales; Solanaceae. The record is from RefSeq and is a predicted model, not a curated record. Gene Ontology annotation, cellular component: P-body. Gene Ontology annotation, biological process: P-body assembly; cytoplasmic stress granule assembly. The coding region runs from base 266 to 2230 and encodes 654 amino acids. The transcript is spliced from 13 exons.
AACAUCCUUUAUUAUAUUUCCAAUGAAAACCUCCCACACACUAUAUAUAAAGCAACACAAAAAGACAAUGAAUGGAAGCUUAAAAAAGAAAAGAAAGAAAGUUGAGUAUUAAAGGGAAAAGCAAAAUACAAUUCUCGUGUAAUUAGCACUACUGUUUUAACACACACAAGCAACACCAGCAGCAUUAGGCCUCAACACAUUGCCAGUAUAAAUCAGUGAUUCGUUAGGGUUUCAGUUUCACAACAUCACACAGAUUUGGUUAGCAAUGGCAACGACGGCGGCCUCUAAGGCAGCCGACUCCUACAUUGGGAGUCUCAUUUGCUUGAUUACAAAGUCUGAGAUUCGUUAUGAAGGUUUUUUGUUCCAUCUUGAUGCUCCUGAAUCCACCAUCGGUCUUCGUAACGUGAAAUCUUAUGGGACAGAAGGACGAAAGAAGGAUGGACCUCAGAUAUCUCCCAGUGACAAAAUUUAUGAGUACAUUUUCUUCCGAGGCAGUGACAUAAAGGAUCUGCAGGUUAUAUCUUCACCAUCCCCUCAAAGUACUUCAGUUGUUCCUGAUGAUCCUGCCAUAAUACAGACUCAUUAUCCUAAACCAACAGCUUCAACCAUUGGCAUGACUUCUCCUGGUGCUUCUCAAGUAGCAGAUGUUAGUACCAGUGCACCGUCCAUUCUCCCUGUUGCACCUUUAUUAGUGAAUCUGCCCCCCAAUCCGUUGCUGCCAAGUUCUAGCCUUUGGGGCUCGUCACUUCCUCCGCCACCUUUAAAUAUCAGUGGGCCUGCUGUGCCUAAUUAUUGGCCAGGAUUAGUUGGGUCCUCAGGAGGAGUUUCUCAUUUUCAACAGCAACGUUUUCCUCCGCCACCACAGAGUUUGGUUGGAUCCCUUCCCAUUCAGCAGCAAGCGCAACACCAAAAUGUGAAUGCAUUAGCCGGAGGAUCUAGUUUGGCUGCACAACAUCACCCAUUGCUGCUGCCUAUUAGUACUACUUCCCCAAAUUUACUUCCUGCCGUGCCGUCUCCAUCUUGGCAAUCCAAUCCUGGGCAGCCAGCUAAACCAGCUUUUAGUUUGUCAUCUAUUCCAAGGCCAAAUAAUGCACCCCGUGCUCUUCCAGUUGCACCAAGAACAGUGUCUUCUCUGGAAGCAGAACUUAAUGCCAAUGCUAUUCUGGCUCCAGUGACGAAAGAACCAAGUUCCGUCAUUAUCACUUCAGAUUCUUACCCAACGUUUUCGGGAACUGUGUCAUCUAUUGUAGACACAAAAGGUGCAUCUCUCAGCAAUCUGUCAAGACUAUCCCUCUUGACACCAGAGAUGCAGUCUGGAGUGAAGGAUUCCUCAUCAUCUCAGUCAAUGCGAGCUCCAAACAUUGAUGUACACACUGUUCAAGCAUCAGUAUCAGAACCUCUGCCAUCAGGGAGUACUGAAGAAACCCUGGACUCGCUACCAAAAUCGCCAAACAAAACAUUACGUGGAUCUACAUCAUCUCAUCACAAUAGAAGUCACUUUGCUCGGGGAAGAGAUGGGGCACAUCGAGACACGUUAUCCACUCAUCACAAUAGUAGAGGAGGGCACCCACACAGGGGAAAUACGCCAAAUGGAGGUGCUGUAUAUAUGCAUCAAAAUUAUAGGACUGCAUCAGGAAGAGGAAAUGGGAUUAUUGGAGCUGCUCCACAUUCUCGUCCAAGUAAUAUGGGCAUGGGCAGAGGAAAAGUGCCAAAUGGGGUUCUUCAACACAAUCAUCGCAACGUAGGAAGUCAAUUUUGGGGAGGUGGAGCUAAGAAUCCCCAUGUGGUUAAAAGAUUCUCCAAGGAUUUUGAUUUUGAAGCAAUGAAUGAAAAAUUCAAUAAGAAAGAGGUAUGGGAUUUUCUGGGCAGAAGUAACAAGGCUGAAUCAGAUGACAAUGGAAUCGGGCAUGAGAAAGAAAUGGAUGACAGUGAUGCUGAGGAUGAAAUUGGGGAUGGAAGUGCAAAACAUGAUUACAAGCCUGUUUAUUGUAAGGACGACUUCUUUGAUUCUCUUUCUUGUCACACACUUGAUCGUGAAUCUGGAAAAGUGAAGUUCUCUGAACAAAGGAAAAAAGAUGUUGAGACAUUUGGUGAGAUUCAGAAAAACCAACGGGGUCGUGGUCGAGCUCGCAUGUCAGGGGCAUCUCAACGUUCAUAUCGUGGAAGAGGAUAUGACAAUGCACGUGGUGGCCGUGGCCAAGGAAGAACUGUUUGGGGUCGUGUCACUUAAAGAGAGCUUCUAUGUGUACUAGUGAAUGGUGUUCAGGAACUAGACAACACCCCGAAUUAUGUAGUACCUAGUCACGAUAAACUUCUAGUCAGGUUUAACUUGACAUUAUUGUAGUUAUAAUAAAUAAAGGACAGAAGGUAGAGCUUACUGCUGAACACCUAGGGUAAGAACUAUUUAAAGAUGAGCUAUGGUAAGACUUUGGAGUCCGGUGAUUGUAAGAGUAUGUAAUCAGUCACAGUUGGUUACCUGGUACAUAAUAAGUAGCAAGAUCAGCUGCUUCGAAUAAAAAUCUUUCAUGAACUUUGUGAACAA